AGCGAUUCUGUUUUUACCGGUAUGGGUUUUCACGAUGGUUGUCAAGGAGAAAUGGAAGAACAUCAGUUCUAUUUCAGUCCGCAGAAGAUACGGCUAGGAUCGAUCGCAAAAGGUUUUUCUCGAUCGAGAUAGAUCAGUCAAAAACGCGUGUGAUUGUGCACUUAAGUAAGUCUUGAACUUGCUUUGGUCUGUGCGUUUUUAGGGAUCUUUAGUUUUCGUUAGAAUUUUCAUGUUCAGAAAGUUUAUGGUUUGCAUUAUGUUACAGUGAAAAUAUCUUUCAAUCCAACGCCACGCACUUGAACUUUGUCGAUCGCGUAUGAGAAAUUAGUUUUGCCGAAAAAAAUUGAUCACAACAAAAAGUUCGACCCAGGCUCUUUCACCACUUGAAAGGAAUGAAGGCGUGGUUGCCAGGUUCAAAACUUCCUGUUAAAUUAUCACGUGAUCCGUUGUGUUCGUUUCGUUCGCUUGCAAAAUGGCGGUUUGAUCGGCUGAAUUAUUCGGCAUUAGACCUCGUAUUUCGCCCAUGCCUGACCAUUUCCGCGUUUGAAAAGAUCAGAUUUUCACGACGAUAUCGACCUGUAACUGGUCUUGCGGAAAAUGAGUACGGAAAAAGGAGAAACGAAGAGAAAGAAGGGUUUAACAUGGGCUGAAGCGGCGAAACAGGUGCUAGAGAGGUCUCUGGAACCUCUCACUCACAAAGACAUCCUCAAGGUUAUACAAGAGGAAGGUUUGCGCGAUUUAAGCCGUGGGACAGCUCCUUUAGCAUGUCUGAAUGCUAUGCUUCACACCAACUCUCGUGGUCCCAAUGAUCUCUUUAUCAAGGUGGAGGGGCGAAUGAGCUGCUACAAACUCAAUCCCAACAGAGUUGAAACCUUGGAAGAAAAUUCUGUGCAAGAUUCUGACUCCGACCUCAUGGACAUGGCUGACGACUCAGAAUUUAACAUGUUCCUCGACAAGGACAGCAUAAAUGGCCCACAUCUCCACAAUGGCAAAGUGAAGGUGCCCUUGGGAACGAACGAUAUCAUGAAGCCGCAGCUAAAACCACCCCCGCCCAAUCCGCCAUCUGAUCUUAAGCCAAAAGUACCGCUCACCAAAGAUGGAAGGCUGCAGAAGAAGCGUGGUCCCAAGCCAGGACCACGUAAUCAGACAGCAAAUAAAAGGCCACGUUUAACGAGUACACGACCUGUUCCAAAGAUGGUGUUAAAAAAUCUCAAAGUGGGUACUGUUGAGAGCGGCACAGGUGCAAGUGGAAAGAAUGGCAAUGGGAAAGUAAAAGCUCCGUGUGCCCUUGUUCCACCCUCAUCCAAACUAAUACCUCCGUCAAGUGCAUCCGUGACUGCCAAUGCCAUAGCAAGCCACAGCUUUCCAAGGCCUCCAGGCUCUGCCAAUGGUGUGGAUGGUAAAGAAAAACUAGAGAAAUUUUCUGAUCUUUGGACAACUUCAAAGCCAAGACGAUACAAGAAAAUGAGUGUUGCUGCCCAGCUGAAGAGAACCAAAGAAGGACGAGUAGAUAUCCAGUCCCCAGACUCCAUUCUCAUUAACAUCCCCCUUCGUUCACUUAUAAACCAGCGCACAUUCAAUAUGCUUCCACCAUGGUAUCAGUACCAGUUGGUGAUGCUGCUACCUAAAGUUGACAAAUCAAUAGGACCUGACGGAGCACUGAGACCAUCACACACUGCAUUUACUAAUGAGUUCUUUGCUAGCGCAUGCCAUUCAUGGAAGGACCGGCUUCAGGAUGGUGAUUUUAUGACUGACAUGCAGCAAAGAAUGAAACAGGAGGAAGAGAGGCUGGCUAAGUUAGAUCCCUGGAAGGCUAAGUUCUUUGAACCUGUCUGGGGCAAAAAGAACCUUUCCGAAGACGAUUCUUCGCCCCAAGACCUAGCUCGUUCCUAUUUCACCGCGCCACUUGCCCCGGCCCCAGCCUCUUCACCCAGAAGUACGAUUACCGCUGGUCAUAAGGAUCCCAGUUACGGCAGGUCACAGUUCUCCCCAGCUAAAUCACACAGGAUCACAAGCGCCAUGAUACAGCCGCUGACUGUACCUGUGCAAAAACUGCCAUCGCACUGCCUUCCCAAACGGGUGACGGAGUCCAGAAGAUCGGAGGCGGCGAAGCAGCUCCGAGCAAACGCCCGACCGCCUCGGCAGCGGUCCAUACCCAUUUUCAGGAUGGUCACGGUAGCUGUUGCUACGGAGGCUUUGAAAGCCGUAACAACUAGUGCGCCGCCAAAUAUGCUUACUGCUAGCACGGCAUACGCCAAAAAACGGACAAUCAAGACGCCAUGCAGCGAGGCUGGUUCUAAUAGUUCCUUAUCCAUGGAUUCAUCAGCGACUUCUAUUUCUAGCGCGUCUAUACUCUCUAACGAUGGAGUAGAGCUGCGUUCGCCGUCCUCGCUUAUAAAACCGAGACCGCCGUCGCGCGCUGCUAUGCGUCAGCAAGCGGCGGCUAACAGAGAGAACUUAACACGUCGGGGCGCUGUUUCGGGCAGCGCCUCGAAAAGUGGUUCCACGUCCACCGUGGUUUCCGCCAAGAACUUCAACAGGUCGAUGUUGCUAAAAAGUUGUUCAUGCCGGUUAAAGGCGAUGGAGAUUUGCAGAAAAUGCGGUGCGUUCUGCCACGACGACUGUAUAAACACAGCCCAGCUUUGCAACGCUUGUGUAAGCGUGAACUAAGUGCGCGUCUUCGACGAUCACAAAGAAGUCACUUUAUUCCCGUCCUUAAAUUUAUUGUCAUUUGGUUUCCUCAACUCAAACAAGGUGAUGCAGCAUUGCAGUAACAAGUGUUUUUUUUAAUUCCAGGUUCCAAUAUUCUCAAACCGCCGUGUUUGGUCUUUGUUUGUAAGAUAUAGCCCUGUCUUUUUUUCGAAGUAUGAAAGGUCUACCAAGUUUAACUCGACGAUGUUUCAUGUAACUAGCUGUAUACUGGAGAACGUUUUUUUUAAUUUUACAAUCGUUGAUAGUCUAAAGAAGAGACAGAACAAUUUAUUUGAAUUAUGUAAGAUAACAUAUGAAUGCAAAAUAUUGUAAAUAGUAACCCAAAUGACCAGGAAAGUUGGAUUUGAAGCAAAAAACUAAAAAUUUAUUAUCAAUGAAA
Orbicella faveolata is the source of this 3091-nucleotide messenger RNA. Its product is annotated as putative Polycomb group protein ASXL2. Gene Ontology annotation, biological process: positive regulation of transcription by RNA polymerase II; animal organ morphogenesis. The record is from RefSeq and is a predicted model, not a curated record. NCBI's taxonomy places the organism in Eukaryota, Metazoa, Cnidaria, Anthozoa, Scleractinia, Merulinidae. Gene Ontology annotation, cellular component: PR-DUB complex. Gene Ontology annotation, molecular function: DNA binding; chromatin binding.